Messenger RNA from Trichoplax adhaerens, 1395 nucleotides. RefSeq lists its product as uncharacterized. Gene Ontology annotation, cellular component: membrane. The record is from RefSeq and is a predicted model, not a curated record. Gene Ontology annotation, molecular function: oxidoreductase activity, acting on paired donors, with oxidation of a pair of donors resulting in the reduction of molecular oxygen to two molecules of water. The coding region runs from base 1 to 1395 and encodes 464 amino acids. Gene Ontology annotation, biological process: lipid metabolic process. Lineage: Eukaryota; Metazoa; Placozoa; Uniplacotomia; Trichoplacea; Trichoplacidae. The transcript is spliced from 15 exons.
AUGGUGUGCCAAACUGAUGGCAAAGGCUGUGCUAAUGAUUUUGCCAAGGUAUCGAACGGACGUAAGGCCAAUAAAUUUACCUGGCAAGAAUUGGCAAAGUUAAACACUCAUCAAAAUGCUCAUAUAGCCAUCCGAGGCAAGGUUUAUGACGUUCAUGAAUUUGCUAAUCGUCAUCCUGGUGGUAUGGAGCAAAUUCUCUUUGGCGCUGGGCGUGAUUGUACUCAGCUAUUUGAAAGUUAUCAUUCAUCAAGCACAUACAAGCUGUUGGAGAAAUUUUAUGUAGGAGAUCUCAUCAGCAAUGAAUUGCCUGUAUUCCCAGAGCCGAGCAAAUUUAAUAGAACUGUCAAAGAGAGGGUCAACAAAUAUUUUAAGGACAACAAUAUUAAUCCAAAAUAUUCCCUCGCUAUGUUUAUGGUUUACUUUCUAGUUUUGACCAUGAUCUUUUCCUCUUAUUUAGCGAUGUUACUACUUUUCCCUAAUAAUUUAUGGGUUAUGAUUCCGUUAGCUGCAUUUCAUGGAUUUUGGGGUGCAUUAAGUGAAUUAACGAUUUUGCAUGAUUCAAGCCACUUUGCAGUUACUAACAACCCCCGUGUGUGGAUUCUGAACCAGCUAUUGAAUAGCUGUUACAAUGGAAAUUCUGGAUUUGUUUGGACGUAUCAGCACGUGAUGGGACAUCAUCCCUACACUAACAUCGAUGGUGCUGAUCCUGAUAUAGUCACUUCUGAUAAGCCCGCUGAUAUUAGACGGAUAAAAACAUCCCAAAGUUGGGUCUCUCGCUAUUUCUAUCAGCAUAUCUACGUUCCAGUACUUUAUGCAUUUCUUGCGGUGAAGACUAGGUUACAAGAUAUCUCGAUUGUCUUUGUCGACAAAAUGAAUGGUCAUAUUAGGCUAAAUCCAAUGUCUACGUCUCAGUUUAUUAUCUUUUGGACUGGCAAAAUUGCGUUUUGCGCUAUGCGCUUUGUAAUUCCUUUAUACUUCAUGUCAUUAACCAACACUAUCAUAAUGAAUGUAGUUUGCGACAGUGCUCUAAGCUACUGGUUGGCGUUAACAUUCCAGGCUUCCCAUGUUGUUAGUGAGGUUGAAUGGCCAACUCCCGAUAAGAAUAACAAAAUCGAUGGAGAUUGGGCGGAAUUACAAUGUCGUACUACUCAAGACUAUGCAACAACUAAUUUUAUCUGGAAUAUUGCUACAGGACAUCUAAACCAUCAAACAGCUCAUCAUUUGUUUCCUGGAGUUAUUCAGUAUCACUAUUCAAAGAUAACUCCUAUCGUUCAACAGACAUGUAAGGAAUUUGGAAUCAAUUAUCAUUACAAGGACACAUUUACAGAAGGAAUUGGAGCUCAUGUCAAUCAUUUAAAACGAUUGGGCCAAGAAGAUAUCAAGAAGACACAAUAA